AUGGCGGCGCCGGAGCUGGGCAGCGGCGCUCCGGUCCCGGGGCGCUGUGCCUACUUCGUGGAGAGGAAGAAGCGCUUCUGCAAGAUGAUCCCGGCUCCCGGGAGGCGCUUCUGCGGAGAGCACGAGCAGCAGGAGGAAGAAAAUGACAGGAAAAGAAUUCCGUGCCCUCUCGAUCCCAAACACACUGUAUACGAAGACCAACUACAAAAGCAUUUAAAAAAAUGUAAUUCAAGAGCGAAGCCGAAGCCAGUCUACUUUGUUCAAGAUAUUAAUGCAGGUUUAAAAGACGUAGCAGAAAUACCAGAAAAAGAAGUACCUAUCUGUUCUCUAUCCAAAGAAAAGCUGGAUAACUUAAUCAUCACAUUGAAAAAAGCAAGUACUGGUCUGGAACUUCACCUUAAGGAACAAGUACUGUCCCACCAGGCUUUACAAGAAGCCUUAAAUGACCCAAAGAAUGGGGAAUCUGCUGUCAAACACUUGAAACAACAGGCUUCUAUUUUAGGUAACAUGGAAAAACUACAUUUACUCGGUCCAGGAAGAUGUUUUGUUGAGUUUGGAGCUGGGCGAGGAAAGCUGUCUCACUGGGUUGACGUUGCCUUACAGGAUGCUGAAAAUGUUCAGUUUUUGCUUGUGGAAAGGGCAACUACAAGGUUCAAGGUGGAUGGAAAACAUAAAAGGAGAGAUUCUGUAUUUGAAAGGCUUCAAGUUGAUAUUCAGCACUUAUGUUUAAAUAAAGUACCUAUUUUAGAGAAGAAAAAGCUACCACUAGUAGGUAUUGGGAAACAUUUAUGUGGUGCUGCAACAGAUCUUGCUUUGAGAUGCCUGGUUGAAAGUUAUACAACUUGCUGUGAUGGAGAAUCUCAAGAGCCUGCACCAAAACGCUCUAGGACUGAUAAGACAGAGGUGGCUUCUAACAACUCUGCUGAUAAUGAAAGCAACAAAGAUGACUGUAAGCCUGUAGCUGGAAUUGUUAUUGCACUGUGUUGCCAUCACAAGUGUGACUGGACACAUUAUGUAGGCAGGGAGUUCUUUAAAUCAGUAGGACUUGGACCAGUAGAAUUUAAUUAUUUUCAGAGAAUGAGUAGCUGGGCCACUUGCGGUAUGCGAGAAACCACAACCAAAGCCUCUACAAGUGACGAAAGUGAAGAUCAGUCUAACAACAUGGAAGAACAUGAGCAAACGUGCAGCAAGACCGAGAGCGGUUCUGAUACUUUACAAGGGAUACUUACUGUUGAAGAACGAAAGGAGAUAGGUCACCUCUGUAAACUGCUGAUUGAUCAUGGACGGAUUGAAUAUUUACAACAACACGGAUACAAGGCUGCACUACAGUAUUAUACAGAGCCUGCUGUGUCCUUGGAGAAUGUUCUGUUGACAGCUGUCCCAAGUCUGUCUUUGAUACCAGAGCCAACUACAUGACAGAAGACAGAUCUGGAAUUGAUAGGAAAAAACCCCUACAAAACUAAACCUGGAUUUUUUAAAAAGCUAAUUCAUUGCUUAUAAAGAGCUCUUUAAGUCUUUCCUGUGCCCAGGAAAGGUCUUAUAUUACCCAGUUUCACUAGGAAUUACAAAUAUGCAAACAAAUUCUCAUCAGUGGAAAAAUAAAAUGCCCAAGAACGUUUAAAACCUGCUGUGUGCUGCUUUUCCAGGAAGUAUACUUGAUAUGUUCUUCCAUUCACAGUUACGUUCUUUAUUCAUUAUCAUUUAUGACAGAAGUACCAAAAGUACAGCUUUCCAGAUUUCCUGAAAGACAAUGGGUUAAAAUAAGAGCAAUUAACAUACUUUAUUUUCACUUUAAAAGUUCAGGAUAGCUUUGUGUUUCCUCUUAGGUUAAUUAAGUAGGCCCAGGUACUUUGAUCAGCCUUUGGCGCUAGGGGAACGUUAAGGACGAAAGCUUACUUGUAAACUGUCAUCUUGAUAUAUUUUUGCUAAUUUGAUUAUUCAUUUAUGAAAUAUUGAUAAGAAAAAAGCUUCCUUAGCGUUCUAAACCAAGAGCAUUUCGGUCAUCAAAUUUUUAGGCCUUCAUGAUAAAUAGAAUGAAGAUCAGAGAGAACAUUUUAUAUCUGCAAUGAAGUGUCCGCAGUUAACAGCUGCCACCUGCACAUCUGUUCAGAAGUGCUUCUCCUGGUCUCUUACUGCAACCUACCCUCAGUAAAAAUCUCUUUACAGAUUUUUUUGAAAAUAUUAACUCAUUUAUUAAGAAGAUUAUUCAUAUUUUAUUUGUCUGUGUAUCCUAGCUUUUGUUUAUCCUUCCGUUCAGCACUGCAUUCCCGAGAGAUCUGAAAUAAUAAAAAAGCCAUACCUCUUUU
This is a messenger RNA of Falco peregrinus (peregrine falcon), 2306 nucleotides long. It is a transcript of the gene TRMT13, whose product is annotated as tRNA methyltransferase 13 homolog. The transcript is spliced from 11 exons. The coding region runs from base 1 to 1416 and encodes 471 amino acids. Gene Ontology annotation, biological process: tRNA methylation. NCBI's taxonomy places the organism in Eukaryota, Metazoa, Chordata, Aves, Falconiformes, Falconidae. The record is from RefSeq and is a predicted model, not a curated record.